GAUGAUAAUACUGGUUUGAACAGCAGCACGACGCCAGAUGAGCUGCUGCACCAGGGAAGUAGUAGUGGCACAACUACCUCUAACUACCGGAGACAUACGACCGCGAACAGCAACUACGCACUUAAUAGUAGUAGUACAGCGAGCAAUUUGAACCUGAUGACAGACGACGAGAUUAUGAAGCUGGGAGACGAGGUCGAGGAUGAAAACGGAAGGGCAGUUUCUGCCAGCAUGAGGACUGUGGCACGGUACAAGCGGCUAAAUUCCAACCCGGGGAUAGAGCAGAACAACACGAGUGCUUCUUCUUGUGCGACGGCUUCUAUUGCGGGGGGUGGGGCCACUAGCACUAGCGGCAGCUCAGGUGUUCAUCUCGGUGGUGGCCCAUCUGCAUCAACAAUUCCCGGUAUGGGACCCCGGAAAAGUACGAUGAGAGGUACUAACAAAGCGACGCAGAUCAAGAAUGCAGCCGCAGGAGCACCAGAAACGAAGUCUGCGUCUCUGGAAAAUGGUAUAAGUAAAUCAUUUUCGUUUACCAUUUUUUCCCGCACCGUUGACGUCACGAUUCGGAUCUGUAGAAAUUGCGGUGGAUGAAAAUGAAAUUUUUGUCGUCCGACAGCUUUGAGAGAGGAAUGUGAAAAAAGAGCUGGCUCCGGUCGUGCUCGAGGACCGAUAGAAAUAGAAUCGCAGGAUAUAAUUCACUGUCUACAUCACCAGAUUUUUGUCCCAGCCCCGGCGCAGCGCCUGUAGAGGAGCUCACGACAGUGGUCGACCACACCCUUGGAGUUGUUCCUCUGAUUGGUAAGACACCUUCCCUCGCCGGGCGGGUUUCGAUCUGCGUCCCGAAUCAGAGCGCAGCGCCAGCGGCCUCACCAGGUCCACCACCGCCUGGGGUCGUCUUGAGUAGUGGCGAAACAAGUUCAUCUUACAACAGCCAAAACAUCAAUUCGCAAGCGCAGAAGCGGUCCUCAGUCCUGACUCGCGCGGGGCAAUCGGAUAUGCUCCGGCGCCCGUCGAUUUUGAAAAAAACCACGGACCCUAUCAGAAGUUUUCGUUCAGGUUCCAUGUUCCAAAGCUUCAGUCGCAACGCCUCGCUGCUGCCGUCGCAUUUAUCAAAGGUAAAAAUGUCUGGGUCUGGAAGAAUUCAUGUUUGUCAUGCUUGUCCGGCAUGACUCUUAAAUCUGUCAUGCACGUUACCCAAGAGCUCCGUUUUUCUGUGAUGCAGAAGCGCAGUAGUUUGUCAUGCAGAGUAGGCAACACCUAGGAUAGGAACUCAGAAACUUGUCAUGUUGAUUCAGCAUUUGUAGCCUCAUCAUGAGACGCCACCCAGCAUCACAAGUUUCCAGACCCAGACAUUUUUCCUUUUGAUAGCAGUUUGGCGGAGACAAGUACAACAAUGAUGGUGGCGGAGGGUCCUCGUUUGGAUCGGCUUCCGAGUUCCAUUCUGAUGGUAAGACCGGCAAAAGUUCUUCUGGUAGAGGAAGCGAACCAGGUGGUAGUUGUAGCUCUUCCUCUCUGUCGCAUAAGCAAAAGCGGCCACUCGUCACAUCAGCAAUCAUUCACACGGAGGAGCUUUUGCCGCUUCUGGAAGCCUUUCACGAGCGCGCGGAAGACAACUCGGAGGAGCUAUUACAGUGAAAAGUGCCCCCCACCCCUGAAAUUGCAAAAAUUUGUGAUGCGAAGUUUCCAAAUGAAAACUUUUUGUCAUGCAUGAAAGGAGUAUGAAUCUUUCUGAUGCAGAGUCUAGGCAUAUAUAGCAUCGCUUGCAUGACAAGAGCCGCUCUUCCUAGUUUCCCAACAUGACAAGAGCCGCUCUUCCUAGGGGCUUUUGCAAUACAAACCUUUGCUAUUCACGAUUGAAAACCUGUGAUGCUGAUAGAUCCAAGAGGGCGAAUGUUUCAUUUGGAAAGGUUUGCAAUACAAGUGCUCCCAAGUUCGGGGGUGGGGACAUUUUUCAUUGUAAUAAGAGCUGUGCGGAGGGUCGUGGCAAGAUUACUUCGCGACUUACGGGAGCGAGGUACUUACUUCAUAUUGUGGUGGACUUCUUCUUCAUUUUCUAUGACAAAAAUUUCCUCAUGUCAACCGGGACAAGUGUUGUUUCUGAACAAUGGAUGGUCCUCACUCCUGCUGCUUUGAUGCCAUUCCAGAUCAUUCCUGCUCAUUGUUCCUGCGAUAUGGACACUGCAACGAACUUUGUAUAUACUUUUUUACCUUUUUUGUACACUCAGGUCGCCAUUCCCGGGUCGCCCGCGAAUGCGGUGUUUGCGCAAAACCAGAAGCUUGCCCAGGUGCGUAUGACCCGCUCAAACGUUACAAUCUCAAACGUUACAAUAAAAUCUGGAAUUUGUCUUGCAUGAUGAGCAUGACAGAAUCGCAGAGCACUCCACUUUCUGCAAUACAAAUUUCGCCAGAUUCUAGCGCGGUUUGGGGCUCCGAAACUUGUCAUGCGCAAUCCUCCUGUGAGACUAAGUUAGCUCCUGCACUUCUUGCAUCACAGAUUUCCAUAUUCUACUGUAACGUUUGAGAUUGUAACGGUUGAGCAAGUUAUAGUGCGGAAGGCCCGGUUUGAUUUUCGGGGCAAACGCGUCAGCAUGAUUAACAACGCGCUGCUAGGCGGUACUGGUAGUAUCGGAGCAAACCUACUACACUCCGGUAGCUCAGACAACCACGCAUCUGCAAGCAGGUCGACUGACAAUGCGCCGGUGUCCAAGCAGAAUGGGCUAGCGCGGCAGAGUAUGAACUGCAAAUAUGUCUGGGUCUGGAAGAUUCUAGACUUGUAAUGCUGUCUCUGGAUUCUAGAAAAAUUUGUAUUGCAUGACCAGCAAGAGGACUCCAGUUUGUGCUACGCGGAAAGGGCAUCUCUCAUGCGGUAGAGGCGUCACAAAGUCCUCUAAAAAUCUGUGAUGCUAGGGCAUGCAUCACAGACAUCAUGGAUCAUUCAAAAUAUGCAUGACAAACCUGGCUUUCUUCCAGACCCAGACAUUUUUGCAGUUGAUACAGAGUUUGGUGACCAAUGCGUUGGUGAAUUUCAACCGGGGCAGGGGAGGCGGCCCGGGUAUUGAGAGGAAAGAUCCCCCCUCCCCAUACCGAAGCAGUGUGCUUCCGAAAAUUUGUCUUGCUGAUUUGAGACCACAAAUCACGUCUGUCUUGCAAGAAGACAACUCCACAGGCUCUGCCGCAUUACGCAGGCGAUUUGUGAUGCUGUUGGGCCUACAGCAUAGACGUUUCCCAUGCUAAGCGCCUAGGCCAAAACCUCUCCGCUCAGGCUUGGCAGGGGCCUGCAGUCCGCUACUGCAAGACAGAUCUGAGCUGUGUACGCACGUCCAGCAUCAGAAAUUUCCUCCUGAUAUGGGGAGGGGGGGGCUUUUCCUUUUGAUAUCAGGGGGCCAUAAUUCAUCUGGUUACAGCGAGGAAGACUGGACGCAGGCAGGCGGCAGAACCGGCGCGUCGGGACAAGAUCAGGAUUUGAACAGCAUGCUGCGGCUGCACAACAUGCUGAAAAAACAGGAGGAAGAGAUGGAAGUAUCCUGUGCAAAAGCAUCGUACUCGUAUUGCAAUCAUGCAUUGCAAAUCUUCUUGUUAUAGGUAAAUCCGCAUUACAAAUUUUAUUUCUCAUGCUGAGAAAAUUUGCAAUGCAUUUAUACGAGUGCGAUACUUUUGCAGUUCAUAGGAUGAGGAGCGGAAUUAUUUCCUAAAACAGCUGAAGGUCGAAACCGCCAGCUUGCAGGACUUGAAAACGCUAUCCUGAGAAAAAAACUGUAUCACUGUGAACCUAUGAUGCAGAAAAUGAAACACAAAACUAUUUGUCUUGCUACACACGGAAGGCAUUGGAUUUUCCAGCGUGGUUUCCCUUCGGGAGUGCGCAUAGUUGUGUUGCUGGUCCUGUGCCAGUCGCGGGGCAUGUUCGGGUGUUCCGGGCCGUGCAUUGUGCACCCCUCGGACCCCGCACCCCCCCGGGCUUUAGUCGCGCAGUCUGUUAAGCAUGACAAAUUUUCACUGCCAUGUGUAAAAAACCUGUGAUGCAGAUCUUGCAAAAUCAUCACAGUUAAACAGUUUUUUCGUGGGAUAAACGCUCUUGAAAAAGUACUACACAACAACUACGAGAAGUACUUCUUCUAGUACUUCUAGCACAACGGCAGGAUCUUCAGGCUCUACUUCAUCCCUGGGAAAGAAUUAUGGUCCUCAACAAUUCGGUGCCUCGCCGAACAAAGCGCAUUCCGGCUCAACUGCUUCUUUUCACCCAUCCGGAGGGAGCAAUGGCGCCAAUAGUACUUCUUCUUCCUCUGCAAAAACGUCGGGGGCAGGGGCGGGCGGAGGUCCUGCGUCUUUUGGGCGGCGCAUCACACUGCGAACGGUAGCAGAAUUGCUGGUGAUGUUUGGCGUUUUAUGCAACAGAAAAACUACCCGGCGCGGACCAUUUUGUUCACGCAAGUUUUACAUGAUUGGAGCUUACUUUUUAUAUUCGAGCAUGACAAGGUUUCGUUGCAGUGCACAGAAAUUCAAGUUUAAGCAGGGAGUAAAUCACAUAAGGCCGCUAAGAAGCUUGACUGUGAUGCAUCUUUAUUUUCCACACUGUCUGAAUUGAAUCUUUGUAAUUGCAAAAUCAGUGCGCAAAAGCGAUUGGUGCGUUCCGGUGCUUUUUCCCUUGCAUUCGCUUUGCCAAAUGCGCUUCAUGAGAUUCGCGCUUUGGAGGAGCUGGCGCGACUCGUGGCUGCUGACGCUUGUAGUAAGAAUCGCGACAGCUCCUGCACCAGUUCCAAAAAUAAUCUUCCACAAGAACAUUUCAGCAGUACAAUGCUCACGACCGACCGGAAUAAAGCAGGAGAUGAAAAUUACGGCACGAGCAGGUCUUCUUACAAGAGCCAGCAAAGUAGGUGGAGCAACUACAAAACCGGUACAAGACCCAACAAGCAAAAUUAUAAUGGUCACCACCACCUCCAAGACCAGCAACAACUUUUCACGUUCGAUCAGUUUAUGACCUUGAUUGCCCUUAUCAACUGCAAAAAUGUCUGGGUCUGGAAGAUUGCCAGGUUUGUCAUGCAUAUUUUGAAUGACCCAGCAUGAUGUCUGUGAUGCAUGCCCUAGCGUCACAGAUUUCUAGAACAAUUCGCGAUGCCUCUACCGCAUGAGAAAUGCCCCCUCCGCGUAGCACAAACUGGAGUCCUCUUGCUGGUCACGCAAUACAAAUUUUUUUAGAAUCCAGAGACAGCAUGACAAGUUUAGAAUCUUCCAGACCCAGACAUAUUUGCAAUCCAUAGCCCUGAUCCGCAAGUGGAAACGGUCGCAGCGGGAAAUGUAUCAACUGUAAAAAUGUCUGGGUCUGGAAGAUUCCGGGAUUUGUGAUGCAUAUUUUGUAUGAUCCAUGAUUCAUGUAAUGCAUGAUCUAGCAUCACAGAUUUUUAGAGUGCUUCCUGAUGCCUAUUCCGCAUGACAAAUGCCCUCUCCGCGUAGGGGGGACUCUGAUGCCCUCUCCGCUUCCUGAUGCUCGGGGGGACUCUGAUGUUUCUCCCGGGCGUAGAAAUUGUAGCAGAAUUUUUGGAAGAAGUUUUUGACGAAGAAGGGAGAACAAACAGAGAAAGACUGCAGAAAGCAGAGGCUAAGCUGCGCACGAGAAUAGCAAGGCUAUACAAGGGAGGGGACAUAGACACAAGCUUUCGGGACUACGACCACCGGACGGAGGUGGACGAAAUAUACCAAAAGGAGGCCGGACCACCAGUAACGGGAUAUAGGAGAGGAGAAAAAGUCACAACAGGGCAAGGGAAAGAGAAGAAGGGCGAAAAAGCAAGAAAGACGGAAUUUCGAUACUACAUGGGAAACCUCCCGCAUGACAACAAGAGAAAAUGGACCCUAGCGGUUCAAUAUGUGGACGACGGGACCAUUGUCCUGAAGUUUUUUGUAGAAGAUAUAGAAGUGGUAGCGGCAGCAUUGAAAGCAGCAAGCUGGGCGUACCAAAAAAUAUAUGAAACAGAAGGACAAUUUCUGGCGCCCCUGAAGUGUGAAUUUGCCACGUCGCUGAAAGACCCUGCGAAAAUCAGCAUUCUGCGGCAGGCUUUCCAGCCUUUUGGAAUAAUGUUCGAAGAGAAGGACUUCCUGAAGAUCUUAGGAAUAAGGAUAGUGCCAACGAACAAGGAGGGACAGCGCAAGGCUCUCAGGAGCCAAGUUCAGCAAAGCAUAGGAAUAGGGCAGCAUCUGGCUUACCAGGUAAUGUCAAGACGGAAAAAGCUAGAGGGGGAGGAGCUGGUGUGGAUAAUCCAAGUGUUCUUUGUGUCGUCGAUGAUAUACUUUCUACCGGUGAUGCAGCUCUAUUUCGACAUGCAGGACUGGGCGACAAUGCUAGGAGAAAUAUCGCUAACAAUAGCAGAGACGAUAGGGAUGACAGAGGAAACGGUGGAAGAACUGAUGAGAAAGACGAACACAAAUGCAGAAACAUUCUACCGCGUAGUUUUCGGGGCGAAAAUGCUAGGAAUUACAGACCCUAUCACGCUGGGGCUGAAAACACUAAGAGCAACAGCCCAAGCAAACUACUUGACAGACCCGGGGGGUUUCAUCCAAAUGGCAACAAUGCCACUCAAAGUAGUGGGGGAGUCGAAGGCAGGAAUAGCAAGAGCUGUGGAAAGAAAAAUAAUGAAGAGAAAAGAAGCUGACAUAGCACUACUGCAAGCACUCAGAGACGGAGCAUCGGUGAGGUUGUCUGCGGGGAGCGACCUGCGGGGGGUAGGAAUAGUAGGAAAAACUAACAAAGCAAAACCGCAGAUGGUACAAAGCCAACACGUGUACAGAUGCGACAGGAGUCUGCUUGCGGACAAAAUAAGAACAGGGGGGAAAGGCAAGAAAGGACAGAGUGACUACAUGACGAAAAUAUGGGUAAAACACACGAAAAAAGAAGAAGCUACGAUGGUAACAGUAGAGGAAUGGAAGGGGAAAGAAGAACACAUGGCAACAAUUGAAACGAGGCAGGACCACCUAAAGACAGAAGUUAGGACAGAAGAGCGAAAAUUCGUAGCGUAUUGCAAUAACGCCAUAAGAGCAAUAGAGAUGGUGAAGAAACAGCAACACGAAGGGAGUGGAGGAGUGUGCGUGUGCUUGCUGGAUUACGACGAGAUGAAAGAGAAAACACGGGGGCUUCUGCGGAAAGAGCAAGGGAUAGCGUUAGAGCUGCAGGAGGAAAUAGAAAAAGCAGAAAAACAGAUUCCGGGCUUAACAAUAGUCAGACGCUGGGGAAAGCAGAACGCGCCAAAAACCCUCGAAAAAAGAGAAACACAAGGGGGCUAUACAGAAGCGAUACCCUUAAAGGUAGCAAACGUGUCGAAGCAUGAUGAUGAAUAUGCUGAAUGGGUUCAGUACGAUUUCGGCGAAAAAAAUGUACCGACAAAACCGAUCUGGGAAUGGCCGGAAAUGUCAAAAAUAGAAAGACAAGUGUAUACCUACCGGAAGAUUAUAGGAGACGAAAAGAAAGACGGGAAGAAAGCGGAGGAGGGAGGCGGUGACGGCGAGGACGACAGAAGGAAAGACAGCACAGGAGAGAGGAAGGGGAAGGAGGCAAGUAGCAGCGCGAAGGAGAAAGCUCGCUGCGGAAAAGACCCCAAAGGGAACACUGCGACGACAGACACGAGCAGGGAGAUAGUCAGCGGGUCAUUAGCAGAAACUAUCAGAAAAAUGGUAGAAGGAGAAAAGAUAAGAGCACAGAAAGAAGGAAACGAAAUGCUGCAGAGGGCGCUGGACAUAAUAGGAAGAGCCACAGACCUACUAGAAACAGCCGAAGACGUUCCAUUAGAAUCUCGCGCGACGUCGAGCAGCAGCAACAGGAGGGACAUGCCGGAAAUAACAGAAGAGCGAAAGGAAUCAAAAGAAGAAGAAGAGAACGAAAUAGAAGAAGAUGUGUAUUUCUCCCCGGCGCAGGAGUACCAGGGAAGCCGCUCAGGAUACGUGUACAAACUCGGGCGCUUUGGCAUGGGGUAUUAUAAGGAUCAAGGACCGGAGGAGGCAACGCGGGAGAUGUUCCAAAAAAUUACGAUAGGGGGGCCUGGAGGAAAACUGCCUAAGAGGGAAAUCUCGAAAGAACAGAAAACAGCGAAAAAAGAAGUCACAGGGGAUGCGACGCGACAAGAGAAGAACACGCAGCAAGUGCGCAAAGUGGCAGAGGAGGAGGAGGAAAUAGAAAUGACAUCACGAGAAGCAGAAGAACCAGGCGGAGAGGGGAGAUCAGGAAGUCUGAGAAAGAAAACCGCCAAAGACAUAAGCGAAACAGUGAGGGAGAAAGAAGAUGAAAAGGAAGAGGAAAGAUUUCCAACAUUGGAGGAGCUGAACGAGAGGGACCGGAAGCGGGACCGCGAAGAGGCAGCAGAACGGGAGGAGGAGCGCAAACGGCAGGAAGAAAGGAGAUCUAUGAAAAGACCGAAGUAUGAUAAUGCAUUACAGGAAGAGUUAGCCCAAAUGUUUAGGAACACGCACUGAAAAACGAUGACGAAAGAGAUGUUGAAAAUAAUGAAAAGAAAGAAAGAGAACGGAACAGAAGGGCGAAAAUGGGGGAGUAGUGUUCUGGGUGUCGGCGGAGGGAAGAGGAAGCAGAGGAAAGAAAAAGAAAGAAAAAAUGGCUCCCUCGGUCGUCUCAGCUAGCCUGCAAGGGCUCCGUUUCCGCCAGCUGAAAGGCACGGCGCUGCUAAUCAUCUCGUCCUCGCCAGCCAAUAGGCACGGCGCUGCUAUCCCGUCGUCGUCAACGCGUCCCUUUUACUAGUAGGUGGGAACAGGGUUGCUAAUUUAAAGACUGCGCUAAGGCAGCACCCCCCUUCCCCAAGGGGUCCCCCCGGGGCGGGCGCGGUGGCGGCUCUGCUAACGCGGAGCUUCAAAGUCCGACUCUACCUAUGCGCAUAAAAAGGGUGCGCGGAUGCAGGUCGGUAAAGUGCUUGAAAGGGGUAUGCUUUGGGGUUGCCCGUCAUCGUGAUAGGGUCAACGUGUGUGACCAAUAGACCCCCUGUAUACCUAGCGCGCAACCGACCACAGAAGCUGUAGCGUUAAAUGUUUGUAAGAAUAACCCAACAAGGCAACACUGGAGCUCCACCUUGCUCGAGGGCUUGGAUGGUAAAUCAGGUCAGCCACAUCUAGCGCCCACUGGCCGUACUCAUGCGUAAGCAAUCGCAAGCGGUUCGGCGGAUGCGGUCGGGUGGUACCUGUAGGACGUGGAACGGGUGUCCACCUAGGGGUAUUGGCAGAGGCUAAAUCUGUUCUAACGCCACGGUAUUGGCAGAGGCUAAAUCUGUUCUAACGCCACCCUGACAGGAGUCAAAUGUCAAAACAACAACAACAACGCGUAACACAAACUGGCCCCCUGUUGCUGGUCACGCAAUACAGAUUUUUUUGGGAUCCAAAGACAGCAUGACAAGUUGCAAUUUUCCAGACCCAGACAUUUUUACAAUCCAUAAAAUGAGGUUCUACCUCGCUUUUGCGAACAACGAACUCGAUUUUUUCUUCCAAAAGUCCGUGCCAAGAGUGCUGGAUCGGAUCUUCUCGGUGGUGCCCAAGUCACGGAAUGAGCAGCAAACCUUGAUUCUCGUUCUGAACCAAGAGUGGCCGGUAUGCAUUGCAAAUAUAAUGUCUGUGUUUAGAAAGAUGCAAGCCUACUUCUCAUGCUGGUUUUGCAUGACCUACCCAUGAGGUGUGGAAUGCGAGGCCUGGCAUAACAGAUUCUGUUGGAUGUUGAUCUCUAUCAUGCCUGUCCCGCAUGAGCAACUUCCUUUCAAAUUGGCCUAAAAUGGGCAACUUGUGGGAAUGAAGCAACACAGAAUCUUUACAUGAUUCAGAUUUGGCAUGACAAGUUAUCGCUUUCUUGCAGACACAGACACAAUAUUUGCAAUGCAUAGCCGGAAUCGGAGGUGGCGGUGUGCAAGCGAGACUUUUUGAAUGUUUGCCACCUGGUGGCGGAGCGGAUGGAAUCGGUGCGCGUGCGUACUUAUCCUGUGCAAAAGUAUCGUACUCGUACUAAUCGCAUUCAUGCAUUACAAAUUUCUCUUUCAGGUUAAAUCCGCAUUACAAAUUUUCUUUCUCAUGCUGAGGAAAUGCGAUUUCUACUAGUACGAUGCUUUUGCGUUUCAUAGUACUGAGAUGGAAAAGUAUUGCAGUAUGGGAGGUUUAUUUUUCUCGCCUUCCGGAAGAGGACCACUUGCAGGGCGCGCUGCACAACAACACACUGGAACUACAUCUCCCACCUCCGUAGCAAAUCUUCACUCGGGCAAAAUGUUAGCCAGUUCCAUUACGAAUAAACAUACUGCCGGAAUUUAUUCAGGACUACCACAACUUUCCACCUCAACCUCCGCCUCUUCAGGAGCGCCGGCGAGUAGUAGUAAUCCCGUAUUAGCGGCGAGAAGGGACUUUCUGCAGGCCCGGUCGGCGUUUAUUCACCAGCUGAUUACCCUCAACAGGUACGAAAAUUCUUACACUGGUUCUUUCGCCCUACUUCAUCCUGGGGGAGUGGUCUCCGACCUGGAACCUUGGCCCGAUCUACACGGCCAUCAGGGUCGUGGGGCAGGAGAUCACCACUUCUCCUCUUACCACCACCAUCACCACCACCACCACCAUCAUACCCCUUUUAACUACAAAACGGCUUCAGCAAAUUGUAGUGAAGUACUGCUUUCCGCGAACGAAGUGGAGACCACAAUGGAGCUAGCGGGAGUCGUGUAUGCACUAUGAGCAUUUCUUCGCUCUGGGUAGUCUAUUGGAAAAAUAUCAAUAUUCGAUAGAAGUGCAGCACACUUGUUAUGAUGCAGUCAGUCUGUCACCCACAGCAGCUUCUAAGCAGAAGACGCUGGCGGUGCCUACGUUGCACUAGUGCAACUGCAGCAGCAGCAGCUCGUCUUACAUGGCAGGUUCGGGCGCUGCAAUAAGAUUGAGAAGUCUGGUGCAACAUCAAAAUAAAGUAAAGUACUUCACCCAAUUAGAUACUGUACUGACAUGUUGUCAAUCUAGCCAGGACACUGUGCUGCAUUUUUCCAAACCUUCUGGUGGAGGUGGAAUUACACGAAAAGCUGUAGAACUUUGCACUCUGUCUAGUCAUGACGACCCAGACCGAUAUUUGCACAGCAUUUCGGCGUGUCACAAAACAUUGGAACUGAUGGUAGUGGAGCGGAGAAAAUAAAAAACCGGCCGCGCAUUUCCGCCAUGGCAGCUGCUGGGGGAGUUGCAAAUAGACCUGGUUGCAGAGUAAAAGACGCGACUGCUACCGGUGGCAAUGAUAGUUCGCAAUUUUAUUUCCGAUCAGAUGAAGAUAUCCCUUUUGAAAUGAACUUGUACCGUUUUCUCGACCUCGUUUCCCAAAAAUUGUAAAAUUUUUUGCUGAAGAUAAUCAAUGAUGAUGAGCUACUUACUUGAAGACCAAAGCCUGAGUUCGUUUCUGUCCUUUUUCAAAGCUACUUACACUGCUAUAUCUAGAGCUGCAAGAGUACAAAGAGAAGCUGAAGGGAGAGCUGGACACAAAGUAGAAGUACUUUGGGACGCAAUGCACAUCCUAGUUUCAUUUUAGUAUUUAGGUUAACUUUCAUAUCUGUUUGUUUCACCAUGGAGAUCGAAAUGGAAUGGAAAAUAGAAUUGCGGUAAUGCAUCAAUCGAGUAGAAGUAGGACCACUACCGCAUGUGGCUCUUGAAUGCCCCCAUGGUUAUUGGCCAUCGCGACUUGAAGUGUGACUGCUCUGUCGCUUUUGCCAGGAUGCUCCAUCUGAUUUCUGUAUGAUUUUUCGUUAUUUUCGUUACAGCACAAGUUCAAGUUCUGAUGCCUUAUUUCGAUUGCUUUCAUUGUAGUGAGUAAGUUCUUCAAUUUGCUUUCUGACUGAAUUUGAGUGAGUAUAAAGCGACUGGUAUCAAAUCAAAUCAGUGCACAAGAAUGAAAAUCAGCCUCAGGCUAAUCUGCCAUUUUUUUCGUUAUCUCUGCGGAGAUUUC
Messenger RNA from Amoebophrya sp. A120, 11920 nucleotides. The record is from the annotation of a GenBank genome assembly. NCBI's taxonomy places the organism in Eukaryota, Dinophyceae, Syndiniales, Amoebophryaceae.